AGUUCAAGAGAUUGAAUUCGUGUAGUGGUCUGAUCAUUGGAUUGAAAGUGAAAAAGGGUAUCGGGAAAAUUCUUAUUUAAGGUAAUUAUUCAAGUGAUUUGGGAAGAAACUCAAAGGAAAAGUUAUUUUAAGGCUGUGAUUUUGAAGAUGGAAAUUUUAAGCGAUUGAAGAACCAAUCAAGGAAUUUUCAAUUGGCAAAUAGGAUAUUUUGGCUCUGAAUUGAGAAAGGAUUGUUUAGAUUUGGUGAAAGAAGGAUUUUACAAUUAAAGGUUAUUGGUGGAUUAAUCUGCAACAUUAGCUAUCUAGAAAGUUGGGAAGAGUCUCUUCGAGGACUUAACCCAACGAGUUCUGACGGAUCCAUCAACUGAGAAUAGGGGUUGUGGUUGUCUAGCUGGUCUGGAGUGCAUAUUAAGCAUCAUCAGGGCCCUCCAAAUGGGGUCCUGUUUCUCUGCUGAAAGCAGGAGCCCUAUCCCGGGGUCGCCUCUAUCCCAUUCCCCUCAUCAGGCUCUCGACUACUGGAAGAAGGGGUAUUUGAGGAAGAAAUCAGGGUCUUUCGACUACAGCAAGGGAGAAACAUUGCAUAGGAUUCCGGGGAGGUUAUUCUUGAAUGGCUGUAGUGGUGUUGCUUCACUCUAUACUCAACAAGGCAAGAAAGGAACCAACCAGGAUGCCAUGAUUGUUUGGGAGAAUUUUUGUUCCAGAGCAGAUACAGUUUUGUGUGGUGUUUUUGACGGCCACGGUCCCUUUGGUCACAUGGUAGCAAAGAAAGUGAGGGACCAUCUUCCCUUAAAACUGAGUGCUCACUGGGAAGUCAAUAUAUCCAGUGAGGAUGUUCUCAGAAAGACCAGUUUGAACACUGCAGGAAGCGUGAACUCCGAAGAAACUGCUCUUACAUCUGCUGAUGAUGACUUUAGGACCUCUGUAAAUCUUGAUGAAAUGGAAAAGCACCCAGAGAUCGAGAUUUUUAAGACUCUUAAAGCGUCUUUUCUGAAGGCUUUUAAGGCUAUGGACAGGGAACUUAGAUUGCAUACAAAUAUCAAUUGCUUCUGUAGUGGAACAACAGCUGUAACGUUGGUCAAACAGGGUCCAUACCUAGUCAUUGGCAAUGUUGGGGACUCAAGAGCUGUGUUGGCCUCUAGGGACAAAGACAAUUCACUUACUGCAGUUCAGUUGACUGUUGAUCUCAAACCAAAUCUUCCAGCGGAAGAGGAGAGAAUUCGAAGAUGUAAGGGUCGUGUCUUUGCUCUUCGUGAUGAACCUACAGUUGCCAGAGUUUGGCUGCCUAACAAUGAUGCACCUGGCCUGGCCAUGGCACGGGCUUUUGGGGACUUUUGCCUCAAGGAUUUUGGCCUGAUCUCUGUGCCUGAAGUAUAUUAUCGGCGCCUAUCAGAGGAGGAUGAAUUUAUUGUGUUGGCCACAGAUGGGAUAUGGGAUGUUCUUUCAAACAACGAAGUGAUAGAUAUUGUAGCAUCUGCCCCUACACGUUCCUAUGCCGCUCGAGCCUUGGUUCAUUCAGCAGUUCGAGCUUGGAGAUACAAAUACCCGACUUCAAAAGUUGAUGAUUGUGCUGUCGUCUGUCUCUUCCUUGAUUCCAACUCAAGCAACUUAACUUAUGCUUCCAAUGCCAAGGAAAAAGUGCAGCCAGCUUCAAUGGACCAUGUCAACAAUGAUAGCGAGAAAGACAAUAGUGUCAGUGUCUUAACCAGUCUCGACCGAUACAGAACUGUGCGAACUGAUGAAGUAGUCCCCGGAGGGAAUGAAGAUUCAUCAAAGUCAAAGCAGCUGGAAAGGAAUUUAGAAUUAGGAAUAGAUUGGUCUUCUCUUGAUGGAGUAUCUCGUGUCGACACACUUUUGAAUCUCCCAAGGUUUGUUCCAGGGAAGGAGGAUGAGAAGGCUCGGAAAUGAGGUGGUGUGGUUAGUACCUUUUUUUGAAAUUAAAUUGAAUUUUGGUUUGCUUCUAUUAUAUUGGUUUCUUUUUCCACAGAACAUUGAUUGAUGUUGAAAAAAUUGGACCCGAGAGGCAAGCCCGGCUGUAUUAGAUUCCGGGAAUCUGUCCUUUCUCUCGCUAAGUCACUAGUACUGUAGAAAGAAUU
Molecule: messenger RNA, 2093 nt
Organism: Hibiscus syriacus
Lineage: Eukaryota; Viridiplantae; Streptophyta; Magnoliopsida; Malvales; Malvaceae
Product: probable protein phosphatase 2C 33
Exons: 5
Coding region: 433-1905 (490 amino acids)
Biological process (GO): protein dephosphorylation
Molecular function (GO): protein serine/threonine phosphatase activity
Source: RefSeq, a predicted model, not a curated record